Habropoda laboriosa is the source of this 1560-nucleotide messenger RNA. Its product is annotated as aladin-like. Gene Ontology annotation, biological process: nucleocytoplasmic transport. Bases 1 to 1533 code for a protein of 510 amino acids. NCBI's taxonomy places the organism in Eukaryota, Metazoa, Arthropoda, Insecta, Hymenoptera, Apidae. The transcript is spliced from 5 exons. Gene Ontology annotation, cellular component: nuclear pore. The record is from RefSeq and is a predicted model, not a curated record. Gene Ontology annotation, molecular function: protein binding.
AUGCUGAAAAUACUGUCACUACGCGAUUUUGUUGCUCCUUCCUUUGAUGAACAAGCUACUGUUGCAUUUAUAGAAAACAAUUUACAUUAUUGUGAUUAUCAAAAUCUGCAAGAUGAAUUACAACCGUUCUCCAGAUAUUUGCGAAAAUAUCCAGAAGUUUCAAUUGCUUCAGAUACACUUGCUACCCGUGAAACUUCACGCACCGUUUGUGCUGGCGAUUUGUUUUUGCCAGUUCACGAUAGUAUAUUUAAAAAACUUGCUAGCAUAUGGAGGGAGAAAGGGUUAGCUGAAGUUAUCUCUCUCAUUGCAUCUGCACAACCAGAGGAAGUUACAACAGCCCUACAUUGGAUAGCCACAAGACUCAAAUGGGCACUGGAUUUAAUGGAUAAAGAAAUAUAUCAGAGAGAAAUUUUACCUACUUCGGGAUCUGGUUCGGUUGUAGAAGUUGUUCACACAAGGGAUUGGGAAACAUCUCUUAUUAGAUGUCUUGCUUGGCAUCCACAUUGUGCACGUUUGGCAGUAGUUACAAGAGAUGAUCGCAUACGUAUCUUUUCUGAAGGAAUACGAGUAGUCCCAAUAUUAAGACAUAGUGCUCAAAAGUCAGUUUGCUGCAUAAGCUGGAGACCACUUGCUGGUAAGGAGCUGGCAGUGGCAUGUCAUGCAGGUGUUUUAGUAUGGACAAUUGAAGUGGGAGCUAGUAGUUCUCUUAGUCAUGCAGUGUUAUUAAAACAAAGGCAUCAUGUUCCUGUAACAAAUGUUACAUGGCAUCCACAGGGUGAUUUGCUAGUAUCAUGUUCACCAGCAGAUACAAGUAUGAUUAUCUGGGAUACUUCUAGAAAGGAAGGUGUUCCAUUGAGAAGGGUUGAAGGUGGUGGCUUACGCUUUACACGGUGGUCAUCCUGUGGUUCUAGAUUAUUUUCAGCUACAUGCAGAAAUAUAUUCAGAGUUUGGAAUUCUGGAGUGGCAACGUCUUGGCAAGCAGAUAAAUGGACAGUGCCUAAUGGUUGUGUAGCAGUUGCAUGUUUUGGCCCAAAUUUGACACUGUUGUUUGCAUCAAACGAAGAUCCUGGUAUAAUCUUUUCUUUGCCUCUGCAAGAAAAUAUUUUUGAUGUCAAGAAACCUUCUCUAGAUGAUGCAAAAAUGGCUGUACCUGUGAUAGAUUUAACAGAAGUGAAUUUUGCCUCGAACGACCACUAUGUGACUGUCGGCGGAAGAAUAGUUGCAAUGGAAUGGGAUCCUUCAGGAAGAUAUCUUGCUAUCCUCUUCCAGGAAAGUCCAUGGAUCGCAUUAAUUAAUACCAAAAUAGGAAAUCUCUCACGAAUAGUUGAUGUUAAACCGAGUUGUCUUAUCAAAGGAUUCUGGGGAGAACUUCCGACUUGUAUGAAUUUUUAUCAAGAGUGCCAAAAUGACUCCAACGUAGUUUGUUUAACAAUUGCUUGGAGCAGUGGUCGUAUACAACAUUUUCCAAUAGUCGAGAAAGAAAACGUACCUAUCACGGACACGAGCAUAUAUUCUAGCAUUCAUCUUCCUUGAGGGACGACAUGUACAAUUUCAAUUAAA